CCCGCGUCCGUAUUGAUCCAAGAGCGCCGAGCAAGCCGCAGCUAUUUAUACGGUUACGUAUCAAUAUCCCGGUUUGGGGCACACUUAAACGAAGCAGCAGCCCUAAACGCAAGUAGAACAUUUCUGGCGUCACACGUAAAUCAUUUGAUGAGACUGGGUUAGAAGAAGAACAACCGAGAGAGAUAUUCACGGAAAGAUGGCGAUCUGCUAACCGGCAACAAGGCAUAAUAUCAAACGCAGACUGCACGAGCUGUUUUACAACAUCGACGCAACACUCGUCUCUUUGCAGGCAGCGGGAAGGAUCACCGGUGGAGCGUGUUUAUGUUACUUCGUACGGGACACAUUUAUUCACACUGGAAUCCUAACGUAAGGCUGUGAAUAUAUGCUAUAUCUCCCCUCCACUAUGUUCCAGGGCUUAUAAUUCGGGCCGAGUUAUGUGCAUGAAUAUGUAUUGCAGGUAACAAGGCGCUCAAGGUGGGAUCACUAUAGCUAUGUCAAGGUGACAAGAAUGGACAGCCUACUAAUUAUUCUCUUCUCAGCUGUUCUUGUCGAAAUAGUUGAGGGGAAACAAUGCUGGCACAGCAGCCAAGGCAGGACCAAGGUGUUCUACUGUGCCGACAGCCAGAUCUGUUGUGAUCAGACAUGCUGCAGCCUGAAUCAAGCCUUCUACAAGCUGUGGUACUUCUGGUUGACCGUGCUGCUGCUGUUACUGCUUUGUGUCGCCGGCAUCUACUGGAUCAGACGAAACUACAUCUACCACAAGCUCCUGGCACUGUCCGCCUGGAGCUCACAACACCUCGUUACAUCCUUAAAUCCAGGCAAUGUGACCACGGCACCCAAGAAGAAUACGCGUCCUAAAGUUCCUAAUGAGCUGAUACAUUUACCGCCCUACACCCCUCAAGAAAAACCUCCUCCAUAUACGGAAUACGACGUAGAAAGACCCCCGUUAUACAGCAGCACCGAUGUAGCUGAGGGGGAGAAAGCAUGCUUGGUGGAACAGCGGACAGAAUAACGAAUGUGAGCCGAAAUAACUGUAUUCGCGUGCAAGCAAAUCCCUAUACGAUUUCAGUGUUUGGGAAUACAAGUCCACUUCCUGAAACUGAAUGAAUCAAUCAUCAUAUGUUCAAGGGAAGCCGGGUUUUUUGUUGGAAGAGCAUGUAAUGCAAUAACGGAGGACAUAUUUUCGUCUGUUACGAAGUAUCGUGAAAUAUGAAUAUCAGCAUUAAACAAAUCGGGGGCUGCUAAAACGUAUUGAUCUCAUGAUCGCAAUACCUGCCAUUUUAUGCCAAGGUUAUACUAACAGCUUCCUACACAUGGUCAUCGCAUCCCAGUUACGUAGAUUGAUGCUCAUGAUAUUGAUCACUGGAUUGUCUGGUCCAGACUCGAUGUUUUACAGACAUCUGCCAUAUAGCUGGAAUCUUGCUGAGUGCGGCGUAAAACAACAAACCAACCAACUAACAGCUUCCUGCUAUUGACACAUCGCCUAAAACGAACUAAACAUGGUGUACAAUCAUAGCAUUCGACCUCAAACGGGAUGGAAUUCGCACAUAACUUCUGAGGUACGAUUCUCCUUUUCCCGAACGUGUGGAAAUCAUGUUGUGGCAUUGUUCUAUUUUGUACUUCAAACCAUGCAUGAAAUGUUCAUCAAACACGGUUGAAUAAUUACACAUGCAAUAUAUAUAAUUGCAUGUGGUAGACACAGAACUCCGAUUACCAGCGCUGCUCUUCCCCAAA
Haliotis rubra (blacklip abalone) is the source of this 1734-nucleotide messenger RNA. Its product is annotated as vesicular, overexpressed in cancer, prosurvival protein 1-like. The record is from RefSeq and is a predicted model, not a curated record. Gene Ontology annotation, cellular component: cytoplasmic vesicle membrane. Bases 509 to 1012 code for a protein of 167 amino acids. NCBI's taxonomy places the organism in Eukaryota, Metazoa, Mollusca, Gastropoda, Lepetellida, Haliotidae. The transcript is spliced from 5 exons.